AUGCUGAGCUCCGUCGCUUCCGAGGAGUGGCCGAUCGCGAUGUCCGUCUACGGCGGCGGCGACUUGGAUUCGAAGGACGGAGCGUCGGCCGAUUGGGACGGAGAAGCAGAGGAGGAAGAAGGGAGCAGCGGUAGCAGCAACAGGAGGUCUCUGUUCUGGAGGAGAUGGCCGUACUACAUCUCGUACGGAGCUCUGUCGGCGAAUCGGAUCCCUUGCCCGGCGAGAUCUGGGAGGUCGUACUACACCCACAAUUGCUACAAGGCCCGCACCCCGGUCAACCCUUACUCCCGCGGCUGCUCCAGAAUCACCCGCUGCAGGGCGUAA
Linum tenue is the source of this 324-nucleotide messenger RNA. The record is from the annotation of a GenBank genome assembly. NCBI's taxonomy places the organism in Eukaryota, Viridiplantae, Streptophyta, Magnoliopsida, Malpighiales, Linaceae.